AUGGAUUCCUCAUUGCAUCAAGUCUGGCAAGCUGCUGCUGGCAGUCCAUUCCUCCCUGCUGUUGGCAAGGAAAGCCAAUUCAUCAUCGCAUUUGUUCUUCUCACACUGAGUCUGGCAAUUACUGGUGUCUUUGCACUAAAUCGUUCAUUGGUCAGCGUCAUUGCACUUGGAGUGCCAGCUUCUCUAGCAAUUGCCUUUGGAACCGUUUAUAUGUUCUGUGCGGUCGGAGUUUAUGUCUGA
Messenger RNA from Trichoderma asperellum CBS 433.97, 240 nucleotides. RefSeq lists its product as uncharacterized. Gene Ontology annotation, biological process: protein N-linked glycosylation. The record is from RefSeq and is a predicted model, not a curated record. Lineage: Eukaryota; Fungi; Ascomycota; Sordariomycetes; Hypocreales; Hypocreaceae.